Messenger RNA from Nothobranchius furzeri (turquoise killifish), 6163 nucleotides. The record is from RefSeq and is a predicted model, not a curated record. Lineage: Eukaryota; Metazoa; Chordata; Actinopteri; Cyprinodontiformes; Nothobranchiidae.
AUUCAUGUGCAUCUCGACGAGCCGGACCAACGGAACCUGAACCGGGAGUUCCGUUGUCUGUAACGCAGAAUCGGUGAGAGGCCACGCCCCUCUCAUGAAUAAUGCAGCAGGAACCGGAGGAUGUUCGGACCUCCGGAGCUACGUCAGCCCUGUUCCCCGGUGACGGGUCAGAAUUCGUGCUCUGAAACCGGGAUCCUUUCCAGGAUUCGGGACACGCGGGAAUCUCUUUUAUAGACGGCUUCAUUGGAUUUUACCGGAGGUUAACGGCGGAGCAUUAACCACGGCUGGUUGUUUGUUCGACCGUGCCUGGCCGACAUAUGGACGGACUCGUUCUUUACUGGACCAAGCUGUAAACUACCGGACCGACCCAUUUUGUACCGGACCCAAAUCUACCGGACCGACCUAUAGCCCUGUCCUAUCUGACGCUGCCGCCGCCCGUUAAUCAGAGCAGAACAACAGGAGAGAUAAAGAGAUUCUUGCAACAACACGUAGGUCUCUGAGUCACGUUUCCUGGCUUCGGGCUAACUACGGUUCCCACAUCUCCUCAGCUUUGUGGUUUCAUGGUUCCUACAGAUCAGACUGCAGUUACAUCAGCUUUCUUCGUGACUCAGAUUUCACCCGCAGCGUCUGAUCAUCAACAACAGAAGUAUCCGCCGCUGUUCAAGGCCAUGUUCCGAAACAGUCUGAAGAUGCUAUUGGGAGGUAAAGGACGGAAGAUUACCAGCAAUGGUGGUACUGGCAUCAGCCCAGACGAGUCCGAUGCCAGGAAGCUGGAGGGCUUCACCCGUUCUCUCCCCUCAUCCCCCCUCCUCAACCUUCGCUUGGUCAGGCGAUCUGACGAGGGUGAGGAUUUAGGACCACCCCCAUCAGCAGAUGAAGCAGCUGAUGCUCUGAUGACCAGGCUGGGUUUCCUACUGGGGGAGAGGGUCACCGGAGGAGAGCCAGACCUUCUCGGCCAUGGUCAAGAAUAUGGUCAGAGGAUCUCCCCAUCCUCCAGUCUGGCAAGCAGCAACACCUCCCCCUGCUCCACGCUGCAGCCUCCUGCUGAGGGGGAGGGCAACAAUAACAGCCAUGCUUGUGUCACCUCCCCCACCUCCACGCUGGAGAGCAGAGACAGUGGAAUCAUAGCCACACUAACUAGCUGUUCUGCUGAGUCUGCUGCAGAGAGGGAGGAUGUUGCACGGUACCACGGUUACCAUGGUGAUGGUUACCAGGGCAGCAACGUUGACGUCUGGCAGCAGGAAGUCAGGCCAGUGGUUUCUUCCACUUCAUCUUCCUGUGUGACUGUAGGGUGGCGUGUGAAUGAGAGCUUGCUGUACAGGACAGAGGAAAACAUGUCCACCUACAGCCUGAGCAGACUCCACCCAGACCAAGGCCCUGGCCCCACCCACUCAUCUAGCCCAACCCACUCCAUCAACCUGAUUCCCCGUCCAAACUCUGUUGCUGCUACUAGUUCAGCCCACAUCGAAGACCUGGCAUACCUGGAUGAACAACAGAGACACGUUCUCUCAAAGACAUCCCUUGGGAUGCUCAAGCAGGAUUCUGGGAGUCGCAGUCAGCAUAACAGGGCCUGUUUCAGUUCCACCAUCAACCUGAAGCCACUCCAGUUUGAAAUUCCUGGCCUCUUGGCUGACUGGAUGUUUACUGGGAGGGAGUGGCUAUUCCAGGAGUUGGAUGCCUGCCUUUGCAGUGACGACCCUGAGACUAACAGGGGGGUGGUGAUAACUGGCAACAUGGGGUUUGGAAAAACAGCUGUCAUUGCACGCUUGGUUGCACUGAGUUGUCAUGGAAACCUCAUGUGGCCUUCUGCCUCCAGUAGCAAGACCAUACACACAUGUAAGACCAAAAAACCAGCAAACAUGAAAUGUCCAUGUUUGUCCAUAGCUCUGGACAUUCACACCUUUGCUUUGUUCUAUCCUGUGCCUCAGACAGUAACCCUCAGCUGUCUCCUACUGAUGUAUAGAUAGAUAGAGACACCCUCAGCUGCAAAUUGCAUCGAUACGGGACUGACUCAGCUGUUGUUUCUGUUCAAGAGUGUGCACGUACAGCAUGUGUGCCUCAUGCACGAGCUUACUAUUGAAGCUGCAGUUACGCGUGUAGCCUGAGGGGGCAAUCGCGAACAUAAAAAUGUCAAACUGCUUAUAGUCCCUUUAAUUUUAGCUAAACACUGCAUGAAAACAAGGACUACUAGAACUGCAAGCAUUUAUCAACGGGUUCCAAGCCACCAGCGCCAGUCGCCCACCCGCCCCGCCCUCAACUUCGCCAGUCCUCCCGCGGUCCCGCCCCAAAAACACGUUCUCCUUCCGGCAUCCCGUCAGCUCACUUCAACCGGCGCAAUGAAAGUAACACUCAGGAUAUGUCAUUAAACCUGCGAAGCCUAUACACAUAUCUUUCAGAGGCAUGGCUGACUUCUCAAUCGUGAUUACAAUGGAAUUCCACUGUUUCCUUAUUAAAGAACGUGAAGAUUUAAUGAGUGAGAUUAUCAAACAAUGAUCUAUACAUCAACAGAAUAUUACAAAUAACAUAAAUACUUGAUAAUGUCUUUAGAUUUAAAAGAUUUUCAACAAAAACUAUGAGCUUCAUUUUGUAACUUACUGACCAAAUGUUUUAAAAAAUCAUGAAAAAUACAUAAAUCAUCCUAAAAUUACCAAAAUAUUCUCACAUGGCAGUGUUAACAUGCGGAAUAAUAUGAUGUUGUUUUUAAAUCAGUAGACUCAAAGCUUUUUUGAAGAAAAAUUGGGAAAUAUAACUAUAAAGGUCACAACAAAAAUUAAAAUAUUCAUAAAAAAAUAGUGCUACUUUCUAAAAUUAGGAGAAAAAUCUCAGAUCACCAUAGCUACAUGUGGAAUGUUGUAAAUGGCUUAUAUUUACUGUAUACCUGAAAAGCUUUCUGACAAAAAUUAAUUACGUUGUUGUCCAACUAUACAGAAAAACUGGUAAAAAGUUAAAAAUUCAUUAAAAAUCUAUGCUUUUGUACAGAAAUCUCAAAAUAUUCCCAGGUUGCCUCUGUGACGUGAGAAUUCUUCUUAUAUUUUUGUUGGGGUCAUAAAUGUAAAACUGUACUUACAAUAAAAUAAUAUUUGCAUUAGUGGCUGUAGACAAAAAUAUGUCCUAUAAUUAAACACUAGGGGGAGCUCAAAUCAAGACGACAUUUUUUUUGUUUCAUAAACCACCUAAGAGUGAACUUUGUGGCAAAUUACAAGAAGAUUGUCAGAACAGAAUUUGCGCUACAAUUGCUAGCCUAAAAAUGUAUUUUCGUAAAUAUAAAGCGCAAACCUAUUUGUGGAGCUGCGGCUUUCGUGACAUAAGCUCUAGCCUAUACAGUUAACACAUUCUGGAAAUCCUAGCCUCUUACAUGCAAAUAGUGAUUUUUAGGAAAUUUUUCAAAUUUGAAAUUUGAAAUGAUCAUAAACCACGCCCACUUUGAUCAAUCAUUACCAUAUUGAUAAUGUAGUCUUAAGACUCUAUAGUGAUGACAGCCACUAAGUUUCGUGCAGAUCCAUUUAGCCGGUUCAGCAGUAUAAUUUCUUCCCAGUUAUAGCGCCCCCUAUUGUUUAAUCAAGUUGAAAACCAGGACAUACACUUGAAUUGACCUUAGGUAUGACUGUUAUGAACAGCUUUGAAAAAUGUCAAAAUCUUUUGAAGUUACGCUAAUAAAACUUUUUCAUUCCCAAAAAAUUAUUUUAAAAAAUCAUAUUAAAAAAAUAAGAAAUUAUCCAUAAUCCCUUCACAUCUUUUGGUCAGCCGCUCCUCCUCUCUUGUCAGGGAAAGUUGUGAUGUGAUUGAGUUUGACGGCCGGGAGGAGUUAACGAAAGUACGUUGGACUUACUAUGCAAAUUUCUACUAAUUUGCAUAAGUUUAAAACAUUUUUUAAAAUACUCAUCUAAAUUUGACUGACUCAAUGAACACACUGGAUGAGAUCAUUUGUUUUUUAACGAAAGAAAUGGGGAGAAACAUGCCAAAAAUAUUUUUGGGGUACCACAGCGCCACCUAUUGGACAAAAUUCAAAAAAAAUUCUGUGAUUGUAGAUGUCGCUAUGACUGAUAUGAAUUGUAAUUUUCUGUAUAGAAUAUGUAUUUUUCAUGAGUAAAAGGGCGAAAAUUUUUAAAGCCUAUAAGCCACGCCCACUUUUUAAUCAUUUUCGAAAUAUAGCUUAAGGGUCCAAUGAUUAACAUAUGUGCCAAGUUCUGUGGAAAUCCAUCAAGCCGUUUAGCUGAAACAAACUUUUUGACUCUUUAGCGCCCCCUAUUGAUGAAUGCAAACAAAAUCGGGUAGAUAGGGCUUACCGCUCAUACUUCAUAAGGGUCUAGAGUAGGGAUGCACCGAUCAGGUUUUUUGCUGCCGAUCACCGAUACCGAUAUCAAAGAAUGCUGAUCACCGAUACCGAUCACGUGGAUUGGCCAGAAAUUUUCUACAACAUUAUAAUGAGUGCUACAAACUACAUAAUCUGGGAAUAAAGGAAAUGUAACCUAAUCUAAAAUGGUCUGUAUUAGGUUGUCACGGUGUGAAAAUUUAACCUCACGGUUAUUGUGACCAAAAUUACCACGGUUUUCGGUAUUAUCGCGGUAUUUUUUUUAAACGUGCUACAUUUUCACACAAUUAAAUAAACACUGUAUAUCAGGAAAUAUUAUCCUCAGUUUGUGUCUAAAUUUAGCCUAAAAUGUGUUAUUUUGUAAUUAUGUUGUUUAUUUGUUUACAUUUUUCCCCUUUAGUCUUUAAAAUACCAAUAUUUGCCCAUAACUUCGUAUUUUAUGUCUGUUUGAUGUCAUCAUUAAAAAAUAUUAGAUCAGAUGAUACUCAGUACUCAAGUAGCCUUCUAAUCAGAUACUUUUUUUUUACCCUUACUUGAGCAAUCCGUAUUUCAGGAAAAUAUUGUCCUCGGUUUGUGGCCUUACCAGUGAGCUUUGCAGAUGUGGGAAAAUGUCAUCAGGCAGUAAUCAUUGUUAAAUUCAUAAUUAUUCUCGGAGAGAGACCAACUCUUAUCUGCCCCUGGAAGCCCCGUAAUGCAUAGCGUCAUUUCAACAUGGGGGUGUCCGCGACACGGUUUAUAUGCAGGUAGCGGCGCUGCGGCUGCUUUAUAUAGCGACUCGUUGCGUUCUCCCUCAACCCAAAUCCUCGGAUCACGCAUUUUAGCUAAAACGCUAACGUUAGCUUGCCUUGCGUUGACUGUAGAGUUGUGGGUGAUGGUCACGCAGAUGUGUCAUGAGAUUUGAAGCGUUUCUGCCUUUCACAGACACUUUUUCUGCUCGUGCUGCAAACAGGAUAGCCGUCCGUCUUCUAUAAACUUCCUCGGCAUUCUUCAAAUAUCUAAAAUAUGCCCGUACUUCCGACUUUGUCUUCUUUGAGGGAUAAUAAAUGUCCUCCUGAGCGCUGCCGUCUCCUCCUUUGACCAUUAUUUCAGCUUUAGCUUCAAGAAAGUUUUGUUGUAAACAAAGCGUGCAUGUGCCGCCGGCAACUUCAGCAGGUGAUACGGUGGCUGGUAAGGGUCACCGCGCCUACACCGCAGCCACGGUAAACCCACCAAGAUAAUAUAGUUUUUUAAAAACAAGACGGUUAUUAUUGUCAACUUUUUUUUUUACCGGGGUUUAGCGCUACACUGGUUACCGUGACAACCCUACCUGAUCGGUUUGCUUUGAUCUAUUUUGAAAAUUCCGAUCAAAACCGAUAGGGGCGCUAUCGGCCGAUUACGAUCAAAUGCCGAUCCAUCGGUGCAUCCCUAGUCUAGAGUCUCAUCAAUUUAUCUUGAGAAAUGGUCAAGAUAUCAUCAAUUACCACAUGUGCUAGCUAGCGCACUGAUUUUGACAUGGUGUCAUUAGCCCAAUUUUCAAUAUUUCUGCAUUUUUCUUCACCACAACAACUUACCUUAGUCCAUAGAUAACAUGUACGAAGUUUGAAGUUGAUUCGACGAAAAAUGACGAAUAGGUGAUUAAAAGUAAGUUUUGCGUUUUUUGCGAUCUAGCAAAAAAUCUAAUUAGGCGGAAAUGGGCGUGGCCAAUACAAACGACGUGCAGAAUUAUCCAAGGAUCAUGUACAUAUAAAGUUUUUGACUGUAGGACCUAUGGUUUGGGAGCUAGUAGCUGAAACGUAUUCACCUCCGCAAUAGCGCCACCUAGGUGACUCGGGGUCCAAAUUUUCGAAUCUGAGUAGCGGUCAGGAUUUUGUA